AUGAUGAAAGCGAAUCUGAGAGUGGGGACUUGUUUUUCGAGUUUGGUUUUUCUUAGUUUUCAUGGUCGAAAGAUUUUACUAAGUGUUCGAUUUGAUAGUUGUGGUACAUGCAUCUGCUUUUUUCGAUUGACACUUGCUCAAAUUAACGCUGAUGUGAUACAGGAUUUUCGUUUAUACACGCUUAAGUGCGCAUCAUUCGUUAGUAAGCGUCGUCAACAUUAUCAUCGUUAG
Messenger RNA from Peronospora belbahrii, 231 nucleotides. Lineage: Eukaryota; Oomycota; Peronosporomycetes; Peronosporales; Peronosporaceae. The record is from the annotation of a GenBank genome assembly.